CGCGAACUCUUGUGUAGCUGCUUUCUUUUCUGACUUGCUCUGACGUCCCACCACUUCUUUUCUCUCUCUCUCUGUCUAAUGAUCUUAUCUCCAUCUUUUUUCUGUUAUCUCUUAUAUUCUUCCCUCACCAUAUUUAGUAAAAACUAAAAUACCUUCAACUCUGUCUGUCAUGUCACUACUACUACUCUAGCUCAACCUUCUAAGUUUAAGGUUAAUCAAGGACCGGAAGUCGUCAUCAAAUCUUUUGCAAGCAACAUGAAGUCCCCAAAUUUCAAUCUUGAAUCGGAAGACGAGUCUGAAGUCAGCAGCAGCCAAGUUGCCUCCUCCAACAUUUCCGCCCAAGAAAUCUCUCCUGAUCCUUAUAAGGACAGCACUACUAAUUCAUCCUGUCUGACUAACUCCCUUAAUCUUCAGCAGGAGUCAAAACCAGUUACUCUUGACUUGACUCUUGGCUUCAACAGCAGUGAUGCCGAGGUGAAGGAACAUGCUGAGACUGGAAGUGAAGUAGUGCCGCAUCCUCCAGCUGCACCGGUAUCAAGGAUCUUCUCAUGCAAUUUUUGUAGGCGCAAGUUUUAUAGUUCGCAGGCUUUGGGAGGACAUCAGAAUGCACAUAAGAGGGAGAGGACUCUGGCAAAGAGGGCAAUGCGGAUGGGAAUGCUAUCAGAGAGGUAUGCUAGCUUGGCAUCGCUGCCCCUUCACGGGUCUGCAUAUCGAUCUCUUGGCAUUGAAGCUCAUGCGUCUAUGCACCAGCGAGCCUCACAACAAGAAAGGCAUAUGCAUGCUAUUAGAGGCGGGGCAAGAUUUGAACAGGGCUAUUUCGGGUUGCCAGUAUACAUGGAGGAUGAUGAAGUGGAGAUGUUUUGGCCUGGUAGUUUCCGCCAAGUUGAGGGAGUUGGUGGCAAUGUGGGGUUCAACUCAGGUCAGAGUUCCAAUAUUAAUUUUGUAGCAAUGGCUCCACCACCUAGGACAGAUUCAUCAUUACCUGAUCUUAAUUUGAAACUGUGACACUCUUCAUUUCACAUUUCUAUAUCUAUUUUUCAGUGUCCCGCUUCUUUUCCAAAAUGCACGGUUAAAUUCGCGCUGUAUUGUACAGGGAGAUAAAUGUCUUAGAUUGAUUUGAGCUUUCAACUUUACCGCGUUAGACUGUUGUCUUCCUGAAAUGUGCUUAAUUCAUUACGUUGUUUAUAAAAUUGUACAAGAUUAUAAGGAAAUUUCACAUUUUUGGAACACUGUUGAUUUCA
This is a messenger RNA of Nicotiana tabacum (common tobacco), 1241 nucleotides long. RefSeq names its product zinc finger protein 4. The record is from RefSeq and is a predicted model, not a curated record. NCBI's taxonomy places the organism in Eukaryota, Viridiplantae, Streptophyta, Magnoliopsida, Solanales, Solanaceae.